AUGCAGGUUCUUAACGUCAGUCUGCAUCGUAUAAGCCCGAAAUUCAACUUUAGCCCACCAAGUCGCUGCACCAUCAGCCAAUUUGGCCAUAGGCCAAGAAUGCUCCUCGGAACAGGAACUCCCAUUCCAGUCGGUCCCUGGUCUAUAAUUGACCUCACAACCCUGACCAUUCUUAUCCAGGUCAAUGACAAAUAUCCUCAACCCACAUUUCCGAUUGAACAGGGGUUCAAGUCCGUAUUCCGCUGCAUUGUACCGCUAGGUCAAGACGAUGGCUUACGGCGGUCUGGCAACAAAGUCAAUUCUGUUGAUGUGUUGGCUGGUUCUUCAAGUGCCAGACAAUGCAUGGCUUCUGAGGUAAUAAUGGCUGCUAGAAGUACUUGUUGUAUUUUGUCCUGUACUUAA
Molecule: messenger RNA, 402 nt
Organism: Penicillium taxi
Lineage: Eukaryota; Fungi; Ascomycota; Eurotiomycetes; Eurotiales; Aspergillaceae
Exons: 1
Coding region: 1-402 (133 amino acids)
Source: RefSeq, a predicted model, not a curated record